Triticum dicoccoides is the source of this 1850-nucleotide messenger RNA. Its product is annotated as RING-H2 finger protein ATL32-like. The record is from RefSeq and is a predicted model, not a curated record. The coding region runs from base 161 to 1408 and encodes 415 amino acids. The transcript has a single exon. Lineage: Eukaryota; Viridiplantae; Streptophyta; Magnoliopsida; Poales; Poaceae.
CCCCCACCAGACGCAGACGCCGCCACAACGAGACGCGUUCCGGUCGCAAAGUAUAGUAAACUAGCCACGCACGCCUCGCUCCAUCGCCUUGCUUUCUUCCCUCGCCAGUUCGUUUUUAUACCCCCCGCGCGCGCCCGCGGCACCGAGAAACGCGCCGACGAUGCCGACGCGGACGCGGACGCCGACGCCUGGCCGCCAUGCGCUGCUGCUGGCGGCGCUCGUCCUCGCGGCCGGCGCGGUCGCGCAGGCGGACGACGACGACGCGUGGGACAGGAAGAGCGACCACGGUGGCGGGAGAGGGGUCGUGUACGGCGCGAGGAAGCCGCCCAGCUUCAGCGCGCCCAUGGUGGUGCUCCUCGUCGCGCUCAUCGCCACCUUCUUCUUCAUCGGCUUCUUCUCCAUCUACAUCCGCCAGUGCGGCCGCGGCAACUCCCCCACCAUCCCGGCCGCCGCGUUCCUCGUGCUGUCGCGCCAGCAGGAGCAGCAGGAGCAGCAGCAGCAGGCCCGCCCGCGCGGGCUCGACCCCGAGGUGGUCGCCUCGUUCCCCGCCAUGACCUACGCCGAGGCGAGGGCGCUCCGGGACAAGGGCGGCGACGACGCGGCCGUGCUCGAGUGCGCCGUCUGCCUCAGCGAGUUCGAGGACGGGGACCAGCUCCGGCUCCUCCCCAAGUGCAGCCAUGCGUUCCACCCGGACUGCAUCGGGGAGUGGCUCGCCGGCCACGUCACCUGCCCCGUCUGCCGCUGCAGCCUCGCCCCCGAGGAGCCGGCCCCGGCCGCGGCUGAAGAGAACGGCGCCGGUGCGGAGGAGCAGCGGGCGCCGGAGGUGGCCAUCGACAUGGACCGCGAGGGCGACGGCGAGGCGCAGGAGGAGAGGAUGAGAGAGGCGGCGGAGCUGGAGCGGAUCGGCAGCCUGCGCCGGGCCGUGCGGUCGCGGUCGGGGCGGCCGUUCUCGCGCGCGCACUCGACGGGCCACUCCCUCUCCGCCCGGUUUGACGGCGACCUGGAGCGGUUCACGCUGCGCCUCCCGGAGCACGUGCGCAGGGACAUGGUGGCCGCGGGCGAGGAGAGCCUGCGCCGCACGGUGGCGCGGGACGCCGGCGCGCGGAGCGCGCGGAUCGGCCGGUCCGACCGCUGGCCGUCGUUCAUCGCCAGGACGUUCUCCUCCAGGGUGCCGUUCUGGGCGGCCUCGAGGAGGGCGCCGGACGCGGAGCCGGUGGGAGCGCCCGCCCCUACGACCCCGACGGCGCCGCCGCUGCCAAGAACCGUUCGUGAGAAGGCGCCGGACGGGCCCGUCGUGGGCUCGGCCACCAACAAGGGGAGUGUGCGGUUCGACUGCCUCGGCGGCAGGGUGGACGGCGACAGCGAGGAGGAGCCGGAGGAGGAGAAGGCGAUCGUCCGGCGAGCCUGAACGCGCGCGCGGCGGGAUUCGAUCGUCGGUCUCGGUGCGCCGCCGUCCACUCUCGGUCGAUGGUCGCAUCGGAGCACCACCAAACGUCAACGCGCGGCACAUACCGCAUUAAUUAGCGGGUCUCAUCAGGAAUCAAUGCGCGACGAGGAUUUGAAAAUGAGAUGCCGCGGGCUCGUCACUGUCGACGUACGUAGAGGAGUACCCGCCAUGGCGCCAUGUGAUCUUCGUGGAAGAAGCAGCAGCUCAUGCGCGCGCACGGAGCACGCACCGCUGAAGAAUAUGGAUUUUUUUUUGAAAGGGAAGAAUUUCUGUUGAAAUCUGUUGCCGACUUUGCUUUCGUUUUCUUAUUUUUUGUGAUAUUGGUGGCGUACAUAGCGUUGAAAGAUUCAGAUUUUCAUUGCCGUUGAAUGAAUAAACAGGGGCCGGGGUCAGUCGGUGUGUA